AUGCCGAAGGGAGAUGGGCUUGGCUACGUCUCGAAGGAUUAUGCGGACCUUUUUCGAGAGCUGAGCGGGGAGUUCGCGCACAAGGAUCCUGUGCAGCUGAAGCCGCCAUGCCGCGUGCGAAAAGGUACAGCAGAGGAGAUGUCGGUUCGGCACUUCCCUUUCGGCAUCGUGCGAGUAAAGCUCCGCAUGCGUGGUGGUGACAUAGCGAUCGAAGAUGUGGCGAAAGGAGAGUACAUGAAAUGGAGCGUUGCUGAGGCGCUCUCGCAAAGCUUCAAAAAGCUCUUGAAGAUCGCGGUUCCUCCGAGCUGUAUUCUGGCCUGCACGGACGAGAUCGAAGUUCUCUCCGUGCAGCGCCCCAGCCUGGGGGAUUGCCUUUGGCAAUUCUGUGAGUUUCGUUUUGACUACAAGGUUGAUACGGCAGACCCCGUUCUCUUGCUGAAUGGCGUGUUUGCCAACAUGGCAGACUUUGAAGCCAUCUUUUGCCAGCAGUUGGAGACGAGAUUCAGAGAUGUUUACCUUCUCACGGUCCUUGGCCUCGUCAACAAGCGCUUCUUAUUGAUGGAUGGUGGGGCCAUCUUAGACGCGAUCUCUCUCCACAAGGCUGCCGAGGCCAAUGAUGUCGAGGCAAUCGCCAGGCUGGCCAAGGCCAAUCCUAGCACCAUCAACACCAUCCUCAAGGGCGACCGGCUCCCACGCGGUGUGCUGAACGAGGACGAGACCUUUUCAAUGGUUUCAUUGCAGCGGACACCUUUGCUGGCUGCUGCGGAAGCGGGUCAUGCUGAGGCGGCGCGGCGGCUACUAGAUGCGAAGGCAGAGGUGAAUUACCAGGAUACAUCUGGUUUCCAUGCUCUCUACCUUGCAGCUGGAGCUCCUAGUGCGCAGGAGGCUGUGAAGCUUCUCCUGGAGCAGGGCGCCGACAUACAACUAGCGAACAGAAGUGGCUACACGGCGCUGCAUAACGCUUGUGGAUGUGGCCAGGUUGACAGCAUUCGAGUGCUGUUGGAGGCCCGCGCAGACCUGAAUAUGAAGAGCCGCAGCGGAGCGGCUCCGGUACACGUGGCUGCGAUCAGCGAUCGUCCCGUGUCUUUGGAGGUAUUGAAACAGUACAAGUCCAAUCUGGACAUGCCAGCAGUCGGCGGAAAUACGGCCGUGCACGAGGGUGUUAUGCAGAACAAUCCAGGGAUCAUCCAAAAGCUUUUCGAGCUGAAGGCAGACAUCAACAUUGAGAGCGGCCCAGACAAUCAGUUUGCGACACCGCUGAAGAUGGCGUUGGACAGGAAGAAGAAGAAAGCUGCCAAAGUGCUGAAGGAUCUCGGGGCCAUCGAGCAGGUGCCUGGGGGCAACAGCACUGGCGAGGUCUUCGACAGCGCCAAGACGAGCGAUUUCAG
Molecule: messenger RNA, 1388 nt
Organism: Symbiodinium necroappetens
Lineage: Eukaryota; Dinophyceae; Suessiales; Symbiodiniaceae
Source: the annotation of a GenBank genome assembly